Leguminivora glycinivorella is the source of this 1753-nucleotide messenger RNA. RefSeq names its product zinc finger protein 92-like. Bases 120 to 1547 code for a protein of 475 amino acids. Gene Ontology annotation, cellular component: nucleus. The record is from RefSeq and is a predicted model, not a curated record. Gene Ontology annotation, molecular function: DNA-binding transcription activator activity, RNA polymerase II-specific; zinc ion binding; RNA polymerase II cis-regulatory region sequence-specific DNA binding. Gene Ontology annotation, biological process: regulation of transcription by RNA polymerase II. NCBI's taxonomy places the organism in Eukaryota, Metazoa, Arthropoda, Insecta, Lepidoptera, Tortricidae. The transcript is spliced from 9 exons.
UACCUUUCCUAUGCCUUGUGUUUUUUUUUAUUCAGUUGGAUUUAUUUUUAUUUAUUGUGAUUGACUGUAUUUAGUUGUUAUAAAGUUGUGAAUAUAUUUUUGAACCGUAGCUUUAUAUAAUGGCGGUAUAUAUAACUAAAUCAAUGCUCUCUAAGUUCAACAAAGGCAAAUACCCUUCGACUUUCAGUAAUGAAGACGAUGGCAGUAACAAUAGCGAUCACUGGCAAAAACUUGUAGCUGACUGUAAGAAAAGUGUGCGCCUCGAGAAAGACAUGAUAUGCCGAAUUUGUGCCAAAGGUGGCUGUACCCCACUGACUGAAAAGGUCUUCGAUUACGACAUUAUGAGUGCCAUAAGAAGUAUCACAAAUGUCUCAGUUUCAGCUGAUGAUGCCUUGCCCAAAUACAUAUGCUCUGUAUGUCUAUACAACUUAAAGACAGCAUUAACAUUCAAAAAGAAUUGUGAGGCUUCAGACCGCAAGUUCCGAAAGAUCUUACACCCAAUGGGUGACCCGACAUUCCACUCAUAUCCGUAUUCUAAACACGACUUCCAACUUAUCCUCCAUGACAUGAAGAAGAAAAGAAUGAAGAUUGAAGAAGCGAGAAACAGGGAGUUGAAGAAACGGGAAAAGAUUUCUAUGAAGAAGGCUCCAAGGAUCAAACAGUUCAAAUGCUCACCCUGUGACAUGUCUUUUCCUGAUAAGGACAAGCUAAUGGAGCAUCGUCGUGAGCGGCAAUGCAUGCGGCGGGCUUGCGAGCUAUGCGGCCAACUCGUCCUGUCCAUCACGCAGCAUAUGCGGCAUAUUCACAAGCAGACCGUGCCGCAUAAAUGUAACACUUGCGGCAAGGAGUUCCCGAUCAUAGCGCGCCUUAAGAACCACAUGAUGGUCCACACAGACACAUUCAACUUCUUCUGCGACCUGUGUCCCUACAAAUGCAAGCACAAGUACUACCUGGUGAUGCAUAUGCGUACACAUACUGGCGAGAAACCGUAUAAGUGCACGCAGUGUCCGGCCACCUUCGUCAACCCGUCGAACCUCAACAAGCAUAAGUUGACGCACCAGGAGAAGCAAUUCAAGUGUAUGUUGUGUGAGAAGGCGUUCCGUACCAACGCGGCUCUGCGAGAGCAUCACGAAGCCGCGCAUAUGAACAUCAAGCACACCUGCAACUUCUGCGGCCGCGAGUUCUGCUACAAAUCGGAUCUUCGCAAACACGAGAUACGCAACCACAACCGCACCAAACGCGACUACAUCGGCGGCGAGCCCUCGUACAAGCAAGUCGAGCGCAUGCAGAAAAUACAGGAAAAUGCCGACGACAUGGCCCAUUGGCGGCCUGAGAUCGUGGGCCAGCCCACUAUCGUGCAGGCCACCUACAUAGACCCGGCCACAGAGCUUCAGAGCAAUCAGCAUCUGUACUUCGCUGAUGUUACUGGGAUGAUACAACAGCCUGCCAUGGUGCAACAACAAACAGUGCAGUUGGCUUUGCCUGACUUGGAAAUGAAAAAGGAUGAAGUGAAAAUAUAUGAAGCACAAGGAAUGGCAUACUACUAGUUGCUACUAGUAACAACUUUAUAUCUCGAAAUAUAUACAGCAUACAUGUAUAAUAUUUAGGCGUAGUGUAGAAAAAAUAUCCAUAUUUAACCUUUUCAUCGCCAUUUUGUUUAAUUUUAUAUUGAUUUUAAUUAAUAGGAAUGAUGUAAUGUGAGUAUUAUCUAAUUUAUGUAGUUAAUUAUAAAUUAAAAUAGAGUUUGUAUCAG